This is a messenger RNA of Epithele typhae, 3279 nucleotides long. RefSeq lists its product as uncharacterized. Lineage: Eukaryota; Fungi; Basidiomycota; Agaricomycetes; Polyporales; Epitheliaceae. Gene Ontology annotation, molecular function: hydrolase activity, acting on carbon-nitrogen (but not peptide) bonds, in linear amides. The coding region runs from base 1 to 3279 and encodes 1092 amino acids. The record is from RefSeq and is a predicted model, not a curated record. The transcript is spliced from 13 exons. Gene Ontology annotation, cellular component: membrane. Gene Ontology annotation, biological process: ceramide metabolic process; double-strand break repair via homologous recombination; regulation of DNA-templated transcription.
AUGCUCAUAACAACGUCCCGCACUAUCUACCUCCUCAACCACAGUGAAAGUGCUCAAGGGAUUCCGGCCGUCCAGCGGAAAUCCAUCGGUCGAGUUUUCCUUUCCGGUGCGGGCAUCUUCGCCAUCGGGUUCCUCAUCUGGAACUUGGACAACAUCUUCUGCUCGACCAUCACGAAAUGGAAGCAAGCCGUGGGGUGGCCAGCUGCGUUCUUCCUCGAAGCAUCACCAGAACCCGCCCGCAAACGGCAACGGUUAUCUUCACCGACGUACGAUGAAUACUUCCCUAUCACCCAGGAAGAACUCCAUGCAUUCGACGAAGCGGACCGUAUGUUGUCUCGAGCGUUGCCUCAUAGGGCGUCACAACAUCGCCGUUUGCCCUCAGAAGAGCCUUUGGAUGAAGGAACAUAUACUCUAGAAGCUGCGGACCUGGGCGGAGAUGGGGCAGGGGAUGAUGAUAAGGAUAGACUGAGGAGCCACGAUUGGUCUUCAUCUCCUCCACUCGAGAGUGCGCACGAAGACCGUGCUGCAGAAGAUCGCUUCUUUGCCCCCAGUUCACAACCGAUGGCCGGGUUCAAGUCCGCAGCAUCCAUAUCCUCAAACGCGGUUCAUGCUCCCUUCAAACCUCCUGGAUUCUUUCCCGCUACCAAUUUGUCUCAUACCUCCAAAGAGACAACACUCCCUCCUGGCAAUGGGUUUGCACCUGCUACCUCCCUCUCCACUACCGUGAUGGUGCAUAGUCCACCAGAACACGUUCGCACAGAGCCUGGACCUAUGAAGUCGAAAGGUUUCGGACUUGCCUCCGCGAUAUUUGCCGCUGCAGAAGAAGACCGCCUACCAUCCCCUCCCCCUCCACGUCCUGAAUAUGAUUCCUGGUUUGACAACGACGCCUCCGUCCUCCCUCCCUCCGCCGCCGCCACCACCACGACGCUCACUCAAUGGCAAGACCACUCAGCAUCCCAAGCCUCCACUGUUGGAUUCAAGUCUGCCUCUGCGAUGAUGGUCGGCUUCGGCUCCGCGGCGGCUCUCACCGGGGGGAAGAGCAAAUGGACCGCGCCAUCGGCCGAAGCAUUGGCUCGAGCGGAGAUGAAGAGGAAACAAUGGGAUGUGGAUGACGAGAAGGACGAGGCAGAGAACGUGCAGGUAGAGCCCCCAACCUCUUUCAAAGCGCCUGUCCCCACUCCUGCCGCUUCUCGGACUCCUGCAAGACCGGUCCUGCGCUCAAUGGAAAAUCGCAGAGGCACACAGAUGCCGGAGACCCCUUUGGCGAAGAAGACGUUGGGCCCGGUAUCCGUACUGGGAGGGCUGAACGCCAAGAACAAACCGUUCAAGUCUCCCUUGGUCUCAAGACCAAUUUCUGCUGCCCGCUUACCUCCCCGUCCGGCUUCGGCUCUCAAACCUGUUCGAAUCCAUACAGAAAAUGCCAUGGCCUCAAGCUCUCGACUUCCGGCUGCUUUCCCUACUGUGGCUCCGGUGACCCCAACAAGACCGGCGUCGACGGGUUUCGGUUCACCGCCCAAGGGCAAGGUUCUUGGUAUGACGCCUCGAAGGCCCGGCGGUCUCUCCGGAGCAGUCAAAAAGUUCCUUACGCCGUUCAAACCUGGAAUGGCUCCUGGAGAAGAUGGGAGAGUACAGCUGGAGCAGAGCCAACGUGUGAGAAGUCAAGCGACGCCGUCUGUGAACGCUCGCCCGAAGUCAGUCAGCUCGCCAGUCAAGGCGAAGGCGAAGCAACAGUACACGUUAUUCAAUCUUGCUCCUCGCCAGGGCCGCAGGACGUUAGCAGAUUGUGGUCUACGACCUGAGACGUUUGAGGAGGAAGAGCUGGAAAUCAUGGGCAUCGACGUUGAAGAGCUGAGGAAAAUGAGUCCUGCGAACGCUGUUUACUACUGCUUUCACUCGGCUUCUCCCAUGGGCACGCCUAGUGGAUCCUCCUCGAUCUCUCAGCUUGGCCACGAAGCUGCGUACGCGCACCUACGAGAACGAGGCUGCACCUUGGCAAGUCCCGAGUGGGUCAAAAACCACUAUGGGUUGAUAUUAUGGAAGCUUGCGGGCAUGGUAUGUUUAGAACCCGAGCACGAACAGGACCCUUCAACGAGGCGGUGGUGCUGGUCGGAGGUCAUGCGCCAGCUAUUGUACAGAUACGAGCGCGAACUGCUUGGUGGAUCCCGCCCAGCUCUUCGUCUAAUCUCCACCGAAGACGCGCCCUCCACGUGCCCCAUGAUCCUUUGCGUGUCAGCUAUCGUUCGGCGAGGACUGCGUCCAGAAAUCGAGGUCACAGACGGCUGGUAUUGUCUGCGCGCACAGUUAGAUCAGCCUCUUGCUCGCGCUCUUGAGCGCGGUCGAAUACGUGUAGGAUGCAAGCUCGCAACAUCCGGAGCCAAGCUGUGUGGAGACCGGAAAGAGGCGCGCGAAAUUCUGGAGACAUACGACCAUGCCUCCUUGGAACUGUACGGCAACUCAACGCAUCUUGCACCGUGGCAUGCGAAAAUGGGCUUUGUAAAGGAACCCUUCGUUGCCACGCUGGACAGCUUGACAGCUGACGGAGGGAAUAUUUCCGUCAUGGAUCUCAUCGUGGAUAAGGUGUACCCAGUUGCCUUCUUGGAGUUCGUGAAGAACGAUGAUGGAUCGACCACCAAGCUUGGACCACGCGAUGAAAGGGGAGAAACAAAAGCGCGUGACGAGUGGCUGAAUAACAGAGACAAAGAGAUUUCGAAGAUACGCGAAGGUCUCGAAAAGCAGCUCGACAAGAUGGAGAAGGUCGCGCAUCGGCUGACGAGCCUCGCGGGCUCUCGCUUCUCUAGCGGGGAUCACAUGCCGGACCACAUUGAGGACUUGUUUACGGAGAUGAUGGAGGACUGCGAGCGGCCGUCGCAAAUGUUCCCGCGCCUCAGCCCCGAAGACGCGAGCUGGCUGCGGAGGCACGCCCUCGAGCAGCUCGAGCGAGCCAGAGAGCACCUGCACGACGACAUCGAGAACGAACUCCGGCACGUGUGCCCCGAGCGCAACGUGCGCGACUUCCGCGUGCUCGUCGUCCGGGACGCCCGGUGGGAGAAGCGCGAGCCGACGCGCACCGCGCAGAUCACGCUCUGGGACGCGAUGCGGAUGGUGUUCGCGGACGGCGGCGCGCCGGGCGACGUGCGGGCGGGGCAGCGCUUCCUCGUCACGAACCUGCAGCCGAACCAGCCGCGGGCGUGGAUGCGGCGCGGAGAGGAGGGCGCGGUGGUGUAUCUGGUUUCGAAGAAGAAUACGACGUGGACGACGAUCAAAGGGAGGAAGACGUGA